Messenger RNA from Aspergillus mulundensis, 582 nucleotides. Its product is annotated as YbhB/YbcL family Raf kinase inhibitor-like protein. The coding region runs from base 1 to 582 and encodes 193 amino acids. Lineage: Eukaryota; Fungi; Ascomycota; Eurotiomycetes; Eurotiales; Aspergillaceae. The transcript is spliced from 3 exons. The record is from RefSeq and is a predicted model, not a curated record. Gene Ontology annotation, biological process: regulation of proteolysis; regulation of Ras protein signal transduction. Gene Ontology annotation, molecular function: peptidase inhibitor activity; phospholipid binding.
AUGUCCCUCCAAACCCACGCCGAAGCCCUAACGACCUCCCUCGCCCAAGCGGGCCUCAUCUCAGACUCCGCAGGUCUAAUCCCCAACGCAUUCACACCAACAACCGAACUAGCCGUCAAAUUCGGCGAGAAAGCCGUUGAGCUAGGCAACCUAUUCCGCGUCAGCGAGGUGAAAUCCGCGCCGACGCUUUCGUUCGAGAACGAGGCCGAUGUCCCAGAAAGCCAACUCUACACCCUCCUCCUAGUCGACCCCGACGCGCCAACACCCGACGACCCGAAAUUCGCGUUCUGGCGGCACUGGGUUGUGUCUGGGCUCACGGCCGCUGAGGGGCUAGGUGCGGAGUCUGCGAAGGUCUUGACAGAGUAUCUGGGGCCGGGGCCGAAGGAUGAGUCUCGCCCGCACCGGUACCUCUUCCUCCUCUUCCGGGAGCCCGGGGGCUUGGUGCUCAGCAAGGAGGAUGUGGGAGGGGAGGAGUUUGUGCAGAGGCGGUCGUUUGGGGCGAAGGAGUGGGUGGAACGUCAUGGGUUGAGUCUUGUGGGUGUUAAUUGGAUGUUGGGGGCUGGGGAUGGGUGGGAGGAGUAG